AUGAGAAACCACACAGCGAUAACCACCUUCAUCCUCCUGGGGUUAACAGAUGACCCAGAAAUGCAGAUUGUGAUUUUUGUAUUUCUAUUAAUCGCCUACAUGUUGAGUAUAACAGGAAACCUGACCAUCAUCGUCCUUACAUUAGUGGAUUCCCACCUUAAAACUGCAAUGUACUUUUUUCUCCAGAAUUUUUCCUUCUUAGAAAUUUCAUACACUUCUUCCUGCAUUCUUAGAUUCUUGUACAGUCUAUCAACCGGUGAUAGGACAAUUACCUAUAGUGCUUGUCUAACCCAAUUAUUUUUUAUAUAUGUGAUUGCCAUAGCACAAUUUUUCCUCCUGACCAUCAUGUCCUAUGAUCGGUACGUGGCCAUCUGCAAACCCCUGCACUAUGUGACCAUCAUGAACCCCAGGUUCUGCAAAACGCUUGUCUUCUGCUGCUGGAUGAUCGCUUUGUUGCUGAUAUCCCCACUACUUAUUUUGGUAUCGGGCCUGGAAUUCUGUGACUCCAAUGCCAUCGACCACUUUGGCUGUGAUGCUAAUCCUCUGAUGAAGAUCGCAUGCUCAGAUACUGGGCGCUUAGAGCAGAUGGUUAUUGUCUGUGCUGUGGUGACCUUUAUCUUGACCCUAGUGUGUGUGAUUCUGUCCUAUGUUUAUAUCGUCAGAACAAUUCUAAGGUUCCCAUCAGCCCAGCAAAGGAAGAAGGCAUUUUCCACCUGCUCUUCCCACAUGAUUGUGCUUUCCCUUUCCUAUGGCAGCUGUAUCUUCAUGUAUACCAGACCUUCAUCAAAAGAUGACAUGACCAUGAAUAAAAGAAUUUCAUUAUUAAAUAAUUCCAUUUCCCCCAUGUUGAACCCAUUUAUUUAUACUCUGAGGAACAAACAAGUGAUACAAGCCUUUAACGACUUAGUCACAAAAUUGUACCCCUGUCAAGGAAGUAGUGGAAAGUUGAAGUAA
Molecule: messenger RNA, 954 nt
Organism: Talpa occidentalis (Iberian mole)
Lineage: Eukaryota; Metazoa; Chordata; Mammalia; Eulipotyphla; Talpidae
Product: olfactory receptor 6C2-like
Exons: 1
Coding region: 1-954 (317 amino acids)
Biological process (GO): G protein-coupled receptor signaling pathway
Cellular component (GO): membrane
Molecular function (GO): olfactory receptor activity; G protein-coupled receptor activity
Source: RefSeq, a predicted model, not a curated record